UAAUGAAAUUAGCAUCACUAUGACGACAAGCAAUGGUCGUGUAUAAUAAAAGUGGCUAACGCUUUGCCAGUUUGACGACGAUGACGAUGACGACAAGAUCGACGACGCGUUUAGCUUCGAAGUGUCGAUAUAAACGAUAUAAAUGAAAGAAAAAAAAGAAAUGGACAAACAAAUAAAUAAAUAAACGAACAAACAAAUAAAUAAAUAAACGAACGAACGAACGAACGAACGAAUGAACGAAUGAAUAAAACGAACGAUAAAAUAUUUUUCUAAAAAAGUAAAAAAAAAAAAAAAAGUCAAAAAUGAACGUCGAUCGUGUUAAAUGUUUAAGCGAAUAUACGAGCGUACGUAAAUACGAUUGAGAAAAAUCAAGCGUUUCUUGGUGACAUUUAGAGAGGGUUGUUAAAAAGAAAAAAGAAAAAAAAAACAAAGAAAAAAACAAAAGAAGACAAAAAUGGCUUUGCCAACAUAGCCGUACGAUUUUUCUUUAAGACUCACGACUGUUCGAUGUCGCCGCAGAAGCGGUACAAGUGUUUUAAAUCCGCUCGCAUUGACCAAGCCAACUUUCCACGUAUCCAGUUUGACCGUUUUAACGUUUUCGUCGCGAAACAUCUUACCGUUCUUCCCGUUCUUCGAAACUUUUAAUAAAAAGUGUGUGUCUGCGUUACGUCAAAUGACGUUUAUAUUAACUUUCAACAAAAUCACUUGGUAUCUUCUUCUCCUCGUUUACGCGUAGUGUCGGUUCCGAUAAAACUCUCGUUGAAGAAAUUAGUUUGCGAUCGGCAUCAUCGUUAAUGAUGUUCUAUCUAAAUGGAAGAUUAACUGGUGGUGGAACUGCUAGGAUCGAUCGAUCACUAUCAAACGAGGAAGAUGAAUUUGGUUGGUUCGUUGGUGACGUUGAAUAUAAUUCUUCCAUGGCAAUAAAUGUGAGUAAAGAUUGUCGUUCCUCGAACUCGUCAACUUCUAUGUUAUCCUGUAUUGAUUCUGACGAGGCCGACGCUUACACCUUCGCAUCUGAUUAUUCGAAAAAUUCUGAAGAGGAUGAAACCUCUGAAAAAAUAGAACUCUCCAAUUUAACUCGUCCUAAGGAAUUGGGCAUCGAUUUUAUUGAAAACGAUGCUCGCAUUAAUAAUCCGGGUAUAACAACAACAAGAACGACGAUGAUGAUGACAACGAUGACGACGACGACGACGAUGACGAUGACGACGACGACGACGACGACGACGACAGCAGCAGCAACUGCAGCAACGACAGCAGGAACACCAGGAGCAGCAAUGACAACAACAAUAAACCCAACAAAGGAUAAUGAUUUCCACGAUGAAUUAGCAGGCGGUGAACCGAUAAUUCAACAAUCACGAGCCAUGUGUUAUACUCCAGAAAGAUUGGUGAGAUGCGAGGAAUAUCGGAUUUUAAUUCCGUCCCCGCGAUUUCUCUCGAUAUCUCGGUUCACUUCUGAAAAUGAAAAUGCACGUAAAACAAGGCUAACCAAAAGACGAUUGAAUUAUCUCAUCGAUUCGAAACAAAUUGGUGAUUCACGUUUAAGAGCUCUACUCGAGUCAUUCGAGGAUAAUGAAGAAAUUCAAAUAAAUAUGAGGAAUAAAUCUAACGUCGACGUUAAUACGACGGACAUCCUUCGGGAUGACGCCGUGCUCAAGAGGAUGCAAUCGACCGAAGCUUCGAAAUGUUCGAUAACGGAUACGAUCAAUAGUAAUAGAUCGAGUUACGAAGGGCUAAGUGUUACCUGGGACGAUUUAAAGAAACAACAACCAACGCGUCGAUCAUCUGUCGAAGAUACUUCUGGUAUUCAAAGUAACGAUUGGAGUUCCGAAACACAAAGUGAGACACAAAUGAAUCCACUUUAUCUCUGUGACGAACUCGCUCUGACAUCCAGCGGUGAUUGUGCCAGUGACUUUGUCCAGGUACGAUCUACAGCGAUAAACGAAGUUGUAUCGAUCCUGCAGGAACUCGAAAGUAAUCCAGAAAGGGCUCGGAUCCUUUUGGACGACGAUCGUUUCUGCGACAAAAGCUCUUCUCACGAUCAUUUAACAAGAUUGGCACUUACCAUCGAGACCGAUGGAAAUGUACCACCUGUACUUGGAGAACCAGAGAAAUCUGUCCAUUAUCUUCGAAAACGUGUCGAGAAACUUCAGGAUGCGAGUAAGGAUAUCUUCAAGGAUAUUUGUGAACUUAGAAAGGACUUUGAGUACGAGGAAGAGAAGUUGCUUGAUUUAUCGUCGGACGCAACGAAAUUGAGACAGGAUAUACACGAGGUCAAAUGCAUCGACGAUCUAUUAAGGCUUUUACGUGGUGAACUUGAAAGGAUAUCGAACAGGAAUUGGCCAUUUUUACUCGGUCAUACUGAACAACAAGAGGAAAUGAAUUUAGUCGUUUAAAUUUUCCCUUCGAAAGAAUUUCCUCGAUUAAUAUCGAUUAUAUUAAGAGAAAACUUUUCGAAAAGGGAUCACUGCCACAUACAAUCGUUUAGUAUAUUUCUUUUUCUUUUUCAGAAAAGAAAAGAAAAGAAAAAAAAAAAUAAAAAGAAAGGAAAAAAAAAAGAAAAAAAAUACAAA
This is a messenger RNA of Vespa mandarinia (Asian giant hornet), 2570 nucleotides long. RefSeq lists its product as uncharacterized. NCBI's taxonomy places the organism in Eukaryota, Metazoa, Arthropoda, Insecta, Hymenoptera, Vespidae. The record is from RefSeq and is a predicted model, not a curated record.